Messenger RNA from Brettanomyces bruxellensis, 3579 nucleotides. RefSeq lists its product as uncharacterized. Gene Ontology annotation, molecular function: ATP-dependent DNA damage sensor activity; mismatched DNA binding; ATP binding. Gene Ontology annotation, cellular component: nucleus. Lineage: Eukaryota; Fungi; Ascomycota; Pichiomycetes; Pichiales; Pichiaceae. The record is from RefSeq and is a predicted model, not a curated record. The coding region runs from base 1 to 3579 and encodes 1192 amino acids. Gene Ontology annotation, biological process: mitotic recombination; mismatch repair. The transcript has a single exon.
AUGCCCCAGCAGCUUCUUACGUCUUUUUUCAGGUCGCAAUCGCAGCAAUCUGAGGCUGUGAAUAAGCAAAAGCGCACAGAGCGUUCAAAUGUGGAUAAUGACAUAGUUGAUUUGACUGAGUCGCAGGAUGCAGAGCAGGGGGUGGGCGAGUGGGCCGGAGAUGACGUGAAGAGCAGCAUUGGCAGGUUCAGGCUUGCGAGUGAAGAACAUGGACCUUUGAAGCGUAAACUGGGCGGAAUUGGCAAGGAGAGUGAGCCGAGGCCGAAAAAGCACAAAGAAGAUAAUGCAGAGGCUCAAAGGGUGACAGGGAGUAAAGCAGGGGUGGCAGUUCGACCAGCAGAGAGUGAUGCGGUGGCAAAGAUGACGGCGUCUGUGAGCCGAAAGUUUGGAUUUUCCAGUUCGGAGCCGGUGGAGUUGGAUUCGGAAGUCCACGAGAAGUUUCGGGAGAAGUUGCUAGACCGGGGAGAUGGAGAAAGAAGAGAGGAAGCAAAUGGAGGAAAAGCAAGUGGAGGAAAAGCAAGAGAGGAAGCAAGUGGAGGAAAUACAAGUGGAGGAAAAGCAAAAGAAAAAGCAAAAAAGCGUUCACAUAGAAGCAUUAAGAAGACACCCCUCGAGAAGCAGAUCAUCUCGUUGAAAAAAGAGAACCCAGACAAGAUCCUGGCGGUCCAGGUGGGCUACAAGUACAAGUUCUUCGGCCGGGACGCACAGAUCGCGUCGAAAAUCCUCAACAUCAUGCUUGUGCCCGGCAUAUUGUCGCUGGACGGGCCCCAGGACAGCCUGUACGAGCGGUUUGCGUACUGCUCGAUCCCGGACACGCGGUUGCACGUGCACCUGCGGCGGUUGGUGCACCGGGGGCUCAAGGUGGGCGUAGUGGAGCAGCGGGAGUCCGCCGUGGUACGCCAGGGCCGCGGGGUGUCGUCCAGCAAGCUUUUCGAGCGGAAGUUGGCCCACGUUUACACGUCUGGCACGUACAUAGAUGGGGAGGAGGGGGAGGUGGGUGGAUCCAGUGGGCCUGGUGUAUGUAGUGGGCCUGGUGGAUGUAGUGGGCCCGGUGGCUCGAGUGUGUCCGGGCGGUCGAUUGUGUGUUUACAGGAGCAGCUUCCCCGUGGAAGUUCACCGGGAAGUGCACCGGGAAAUGCAUUGGGAAAUGUCCCAGGCACCUCCUCUGUGUCAAUUUCCAUCGCGGCCAUCAACGCGUACACCGGGGACAUCACGUACGACGAGUUCCACGACACCGCGGCCCGCGGGGCACUGGAGACCCGGCUCGUGCACCUGGAGCCCAUCGAGAUGCUCCUGGUGGGCGAGUUUUCGCGCGACAGCACGCGGUGCAUCGACGGGUUCAGGCUGUGUGCCGCGGGCCGGGACUGGGGGCAGCAAAUGCGUCUUGUGCGAGUUGCCGGGCAGAAAACGGCGGCAGACGUUGCAGACAAGCUUGCCCGGUUCGAUAUCGGGCCCCGGGCCCUGGAGAUCGUGCUGCAGCAAUCGGCAAAGCUCCGGAGUGCGUUCUGCGAGCUCAUCGGGUACCUGGCUGGUUUCCGCAUGGCGUCUGCGUUCCGGGUGGCCGAGAACUACCGGGACUUCUCCGCGGUGGACGGAUGCAUGGUCUUGGACUCGGACACGGUCCGCAACCUCGAGAUUUUCCACAACCUGACCACGGGCACCGAGCAGGGCACGUUGUUCUGGAUUCUCGACCACACACGCACGAGAUUCGGCCGGCGGAUGCUCCGCAGAUGGCUCGAGAGACCACUCACGAGUCGCGAGGGCAUCCUGGAGCGGUCCGGGGCCGUUCAGGCCAUUAUUGCCCAUCCCGGGUCCGUUCCCGUGCAGACCGUGGCCAGUUUGUUGAGCCACUGCCCGGACCUCGAGCUCUCCUUGAGCCGGAUCCACUACGGGCGGUCCAGCCGGAGGGAGGUGUAUGUUUUCGUGCGGGACGUGUGCCGGGUGGUGUCAGUUUUCACGGGGCUGCGGCGGGAGCUUGUUUCUGGUGUGUUCGAGUCUUCGUACUUGGUUUCGUUGUAUGAGGCGAUGCGGGAGAUGGGGUGUAGGGAGUCUAGAGAACUUAAAGAGUCUAAGGAAAGUGAUAAAGAACUUGAAGAAGGAUCUAAACAGUUCAAAGAGUCUAAAGAGUUCAAACAGUCCAAAGAGUUCAAACAGUCUAAUGAACUUCAAGAAUCUCAACCGCCCAAGAUAUCCCCUCCCCUCUCCUUGGCCCCAUUUCUCUCCCUCCUCCCCAUGAUGUACUCGCCGGCCGCCAUGGACCCCAAGAAACCAGAUGACCACGUCAUCAAGUACUUCACCCCCCAGUUCUACGACUACUCGUGCAUCGAGGCCCGCAUGAACGACGUCCACCGCGUGGAGAAGCUUCUAGAGGAUGAGUUGGCCCCCGUUGCCCGGGAACUCGGCCGGGACCGCUCAGCACUCAAGUACACCACCAACAACGGCGAGAGGUACCUGGUGGAGGUGCGGAACACGCGGUUGAAGACGGUUCCGGCCUCCUGGGUCAAGGUGAACGGCACCAGGUCGGUCUCGCGGUUCCGGCCGCCGUCUGUGGCCAGUCUCUUCAACCAGCUUCUGUUCUGCGAGGAGUCACUUCGCGAAACGUGCGAUAAGUGCUUCCGGGAGUUCGUCCGACGCAUCGAUGCACACUACGUGGCACUUUCGCGGGCCAUCCGCACGCUGGCUGUGCUCGACUGCCUCUUCUCGCUAUCUGCAGCCUCAUCUUUGGGCGGAUCAGGGGCCAAUACGUGCUAUUCGCGGCCCGAGUUCGUGGACAGACCCAUGCUGGACAUCCGGGAGUCCCGGAACCCGAUCACGGAGACUUUGAAGCCCGGGAGCUACAUCGCAAACUCGUUCAAGGCCUCCCAGAACAACGGCCGGGUUGCCAUCAUCACGGGACCCAACAUGGGCGGGAAGUCGUCGUUCAUCCGCCAGAUUGCACUAAUAGCCAUCAUGGCACAGACCGGGUGCUACAUUCCGGCCGCUGCAGGAAGCACACUCGGCGUCUUUGACUCCAUCUUCGUCCGCAUGGGUGCCUACGACGACAUAGUCAGGGGCCGAUCGACGUUCCAGGUCGAGAUGUCCGAGACGAAAAGCAUUCUGGACCGGUGCACCGACCAUUCCUUGGUUCUCCUUGACGAAAUAGGCCGCGGAACGAGCUCCAUGGACGGCUGUGCCAUCGCAUACUCCAUUCUGCACUACUUGUGCUUCGACAGGCUGCCAUUUGUGCUCUUCAUCACCCACUUCCAGUCCUUGCAGUCUUUUGAGACUAUGACCCACGGUACCGCCAAAAACUACCAUCUGGGGUUCAAGACUGUGUCCGAUGGUGCUUCCAGCGACUCCUCAUCCUUGGUGUUCACCUACAAGUUGACGCCGGGUCCAUCUGCCCGGUCCUACGGCGUCUACUGUGCCAAGUUGGCCGGGAUCCCGGCCCAGAUCACCGACCGUGCCUCACUUGUCUCCGCUGACGCAGAGAGGGCCUCGCUGUGCCGCCAGAUGAGGAGUAUUGUGGGAAAAUGUGAGCGGGGGGUGGAGAGCAAGGAUUAUGAGGAGUUGUGGGGGGCCAUUGAUGAUCUUGAGUGA